This is a messenger RNA of Carlito syrichta (Philippine tarsier), 3801 nucleotides long. Its product is annotated as KIAA0754 ortholog. The coding region runs from base 1 to 3801 and encodes 1266 amino acids. The transcript has a single exon. The record is from RefSeq and is a predicted model, not a curated record. Lineage: Eukaryota; Metazoa; Chordata; Mammalia; Primates; Tarsiidae.
AUGGGUAAGCCACUCAGCAGGCCGGACUGUUUAAGGCGGAAUCCCACCUGCCUGGGAAAAGGAGAGGAGGAGGAUGGCUACAUAGAGGACUGCUAUGUUCCACAGCGGUCUAUAUAUGAUACGAUGAGGAUAAAUGAACAAAUUGACCAGGGGUCAAAGCUUAACCAGACUUCAAAAAGCACCAUGGAAAAGAUGGAAGGAAGUACUAUAUCCAGCAAUGGUACGUUAGGAGCAGCAUCUAAUGUUUUUGAAUCUAGAGCACCAGAAGGUAAAAAGUUGGAUGAGAGAAUAAUAUUUGAUGCACUAAAGCUAAGCAGUGAUGUGCAGAAGUCAGCACCUGUGCCACCCAGAAGACGGCCAAAUGCAGAACGCAAAGACAAUGUUAACAGGAGAUCUUGGAAGUCCUUCAUGCCACCUAACUUCCCAGAAUUUGCAGAAAGGAUGGAAGCUUCUCUCAGUGAGGUUUCAGAAGCUGGUGCUUCAAAUCCUUCCUUGCGAGAGAAGAAAGAAUCUAGUUCUGCAUUAACAGAAAGUUCUGGUCAAUUGGAUCACAGGGAACCUCAGUCAGAAUCAGUAACUCUGGAACAUGUGUCCAAAUCCUUAGGUAUUCCAGAAGUGCAAGAUGUAAAAAAUUUAAGUGGUGACUGCCAGGACUUCAGAUUUCAGCAGCAUAGUGAGAGCUCUCCCCAUGAAUUCCAGCCUGUAGAAUCAGAAGCUGCAACAGCAAGUGGUAACACAGAAGUAAUGCAGGAACACAGAUUCUCAAGUGCAACCUGGCCAAGGGCCAUGAAAAGUUUAGCUAAGGGAGGCUUCAGUGAGAAGCAGCACCCCCUUGGGGACACAGCCUGCACUGUGGAAAUACCACCUCUCUCUCCUUGCCUGAGUGAAGAGCUGUUAGGUCCAGAAUUGCAUAUUCUCAUAACCCCCAGCCUCAGAGAGAAAACAGAGUCUGAGCUGAAGUUUGAGGAGGAUGAGCGAUGGAUCAUGAUGGAAACUGAGGAGGAGUGGGAGGAAGAUAAACUGUCAGAGAAAGGAAAGACUUUUCUAAUAGCAGAUGAAAAGAACAGCCUGGCAGAUAUUUUUGAAGAAAAAGAACAAGCAAACACAAAAGCAGUGGUGGAGGAUGGAUCUGAUCACUUAGCUGCUGUCUUGGGGACUUUUGACCACCUGACUCUUGGUCAAAUUUGUUGCUCUGAUGACCAACAGCCAGCUAAGGACCUGUUGGCUACUCUUUCCACGGAUACACCCCUGGAUUGCAGUUGUGUCCUUACAGGUGAGGUUACUAUAGGUGAGAUGGAAAGCAGGACUGCUCAGGGGCUAGAAAGUGUUUUUUCGAAUUUAGAAUGCACUGUUGGUCCUAUUGAUGCAGAGCAACUCUCUGAUACAGAUUCAGUGCAGAUGUUUCUUGAACUUGAAAAGGAGUGUUUAUGUGAAGGAGUAGCUCCUCUAGUUGAGCUGCAGAAUCAUUCCUCUUCUGAAGGGCUGGCCGCAUCCCAGGAUGCAGAAAAUUUACUUGUAAUUAGCCAUUUUCCAGGGGCUGCUUUAGAAAUGGAACAGCAAGUAGGCCUUUUAAAUGUAAAGGUAAAGGACUCUGAUAUUGGAUUGGAUUGUGAAUAUUUUAAUGUCCUGGAUUCUUCUCAGGUGCCUAAUGCUGUGGAACUUAUUGCCCACCUUGAUAUCAUGAGGGACACUUCCACUGUUAGCAGGGAGGAAUGUGAAAAAGUGCCUUUUAGCCCCAAAGCUGCGGGAGAAUUUAAGUCUAGACAACCAGCUGAUCUGGAUUCACUGGGAAAACUGGGCCCAGGAGGAUUGCUGAACUCUGAUCACAGGGCUUCUCAUGAAGAAAAUUUAUCAGGCUUUAUUGCUUCUGAGCUGGCCAAAGAAAAUGGCAAUUUGUCCCAGGUAGACUGCAGUCAAACUGAGGGGAAUGUUGAGGAGUGUAUGGAGAGGGCUUCCCUCAGUUUUGCUUUUAACUAUGAACUAACAGAUGUUACCUCAGGACCUGAAGUAGAGGUGUUACUGUAUGAAUCAAAAUUACUAACAGAUGAGAUUCAUUUGGGGGCUAAGAAAGUAACUGUUAAUCAAGAAAGUAACAGUCUGACAUCCUUGGGAAAUGUGGACUCUUGUGAAUUGUCCAUGGAGAAAAUUUGUGAUGGGGAUGGUGAAGCAAUAGAGCUGGAUUAUCAAGCCAUGCUUUCGGAGGAGCAAGCCCCAGCACAUUUUCAUAGAGAUUUCCCAGAGCAAGUCUUCCACAAUCUCCAAAGGAAGUCCCCAGAGUCAGAGACUCUGAGUUUGCACCUGCUGCUUGGAGAGCUGAGACACGGCACAGAUGGAGUAGAAACUGUGAAUAAUACAAAGCCUAAGCUGAAUGUGGCAUCAUCAGAGGGAGGGGAGGUGGAAAUGAGAGGUUUGGAUUCAUUCCCAAGUAUCUUUCACGAGGAACAAGUUGCUAAGGCUAGUAGUACUGAACCAGUUUUAGAGGAAUGUAUGCCCAUCCUACAGAGGCCUGCUCUGACUGUUGCAUUGCCCACUGAAGAAGAUGCCCUCGAUGUUGCAGUGCCCACCCCAGAGGAGGAAGUUCCCACUGCUGCAGAGCCUGCCCCAGAGAAAACUGCUGUAGCUGCUGCUACAGUACCCUUCCCACAGGAGGAUAUCCCUGUUGCUUCAGUAGUCACCUUAGAGGAGGAUGUCACUGCUGCUGCAGUAUCAACCCCAGAGAGGGCUGCUGCCCCAGCUGUUGCAGUGCCUACUUUCGAGCGGACUUCUUCAGUUACUGUAGUGUCCUCCCCAGAGGAGACUGCUCCAGCUGUUGCAUUGGUCAUCACACAGCAGAAUGUACCUGCUGUAGCAGAGUCCUCCCCAGAGUGGAUUGCUCCAGCUUCUGCAGUACCCAUCACAGAGGAGGAUGAUACUCUUCUAGAAGGACCUGACACUCCAGCUGCUGCAAUGCCUACCCCAGAGGGGCUUGCCUCCGCAGCUGCUGCAAUGCCCACCCCAGAGGGGUCUGCCUUUCUAACUGCUGCAGUGCCUGCUCCAGAGGGGUCUGCCUUUCCAACUGCUGCAGUGCCUGCUCCAGAAGCGCCUGAUACUCCAGCUGCUGCAAUGUUAACACCAGAGGGGCCCGCUUCCCCAGCUGCUGCAGUGUCCAUCCCAGAGGGACCCACCUCCCCUCCUCCUGCAGUGCCCACCCCAUUGGGGCCCACCUCCCCAGCUACUGCAGUGUCCGUUCUAGAAGCGCCUGAUACUCCAGCUGGUGCAGUGCCCAUCCCAGAGGAACCUGCCUCCCCAGCUGCUGCAGUGCCCAUCUCAGAGGAGCCCACCUUCCCAGAUGUUCCAGUGCCCACCCUAGAGGAGCCUGCCUUUUCAGCUGCUUCAGUACCUACCCCAGAGGGACCCACCACCCCAGCUGCUGCAGUGCCCACCCCAGAGGGACCCACUUCCCCAGCUGCUGCAGUGCCCACCCCAGAAGUACCCAUCUCCCCUGCUGCUGCAGUACUUCCUAUGGAGAAAGUUUCCCCCACUGGUGUACCCUUCCUAGGAGAUUCUGCCCAUGCUGAUUCAGUGCCUAUCUCAGAAGAAGGAGCUCCUGUUGUAGAGGAGGCUUCCCCCACUGGAAUGUGGAUCCAGAAGGACCUUGAUUCCAUAGCAUUUGGAAUAAAAGAGGUGACCAGCAUAGUGCUCCAUGGGAAAGUGCCUCUGGCUGCAACUGCUGGAUUAAAUUCAAAUGAGGUAAUUGUUGCUUAUUUUGAUGCUGGGAAGGGUCUAGAGAGUAAAGUGAGAUUUGCAAGUUCUCUAACUUGA